ACUGAAACUCUCACUGACUGUCAGGUCCAGAAAGUCAGAGGGAGAUGAAAGUCGGGGUUAGCUUAGUUAAAUUGCAGAGGCACGUCAUUUUAGACAUUCUGGAAGCGCUGUAGAAACGCAUUCCUUGGAUUUUCUCAUCAGAUUCACAGUCAGGACUAAGCACAACCCUGCAGAACUCAGAAGAAUUCUUUCUUUUUCACUGAGGUUGCAGGUUUUUGGCACAGACGCAGAACAGUGGACGUUUGGAUCCGCCGCAACUUGUCAUUUUAGAUCUGAGGGACCAACACGGCAACCCAGAGGCAAUUGCAGGUUUCGCUGCGGAGAGAAUAGCCAGAGGUGGCCCAGAAAUUGGGAUUUGGGCGUGUGAGCUAUGUGCUUCUGUGGUGGACGAGUGAGGUAGAGCAUCCAUAGAUAUUCAGAUGGUGUUAUGGUGUCGGUGAGAUGGAGGCUGACUUCACAGUGAAAAGAGAAAACAAAGGGAGAAGUGAGUUUUGCUUUAAUGCGGGACAUGACUGCGCAAAGAAACAUGCUGUGAUCACACCUGAAAGACCUUUAUUUUGCAUUAUGAGGAAGAAAAGUGCUUUUUGGAGCCAACUUGAGAAAGUUUAACCUGUUUUAUCAGGUUAGUGCUACAGAACUAGUUUUUCUUUUGAGUGACAGACAGCUUUGACGAAUCAAUGAAGGAGUCUGAUCUUAACUGGGAUUUUGACCAGUCCUGGGAUUCAAUCCUAAAACCAGCUGCACGUCUUUGCCUCAACACCUUGGAUUUUUCAGACUUAUGGGAUGAGGACGACAGUGGAGAGGACGAGGGAACCAUCACAGCAAAAGACCUAAAAACAAGCUCCCAAGGCCCACCGGCACCCCCUCCUCUUCCUCCUCUCGCCCCACCUUUACCUUCAGCUUCCCCUAAAGGUGCAAAUGUUAAAAGUCACACCUUGAAGCUCCACUGGAGGGAAUUACAGAAUCUAGCCCCGCUUCCCAGGACAACACGCUUUGGGAGGCAGACUAUCUGGGCGGGACUUGAGCCAGUGCAUUUGGAUACAAACCGGCUUGAGUACUUGUUUGAAUCUAAGACCAGCACCACCAGUUUUAAUGUGGUUUCUGCACGGCAGAAGCAGCAAUCGGUCUCAGUGCUGGGAAUGAAGCGGAGUAACAUCAUCGCCAUCGCCCUGAGCAGCCUGCCUCCUCCUCGCCUCCUCCCCCCUGCUAUCUACAGCAUGGACAGCAGCGUGCUGGACAGAGAGGAUGUCCAGCGUCUUCAAGCUCUGACCCCAACAGAAGAGGAACUUUGUUUGAUCAAGGAGGCCAAAGCCCAGAAUCCACACUCCCCUCUGGCACAGGCCGAGCUCUGCCUACUCACUCUGGGAGACAUCCCUCACCUGAGUACAAGGCUCCAGCUGUGGGCCUUCGCUCUGGACUACGAUUCCUUAGAGAGGGAAAUUGCCGAGCCUCUUUUUCACCUAAAGUUGGCCAUGGAACAACUGGCAUCCAGCCAGACCUUUAGGUGUAUUCUAGCCACGGUGCUUGCGAUCGGUAACUUUCUUAAUGGAUGUAAGGCCCGUGGUUUUGAGCUGAGUUACCUGGGAAAGCUAUCUCAAGUGAGGGAUACGCACACCCGCCAGCCUCUGCUGCACCACGUCUGUGUGCUCCUGCUGCAACUCUACCCACAGUCCUCUGACCUGUACUCUGACAUCACUGCAAUUACUAAAGCUGGGAAGUGUGACUACUCCCAGGUCCAAUCCAAUUUUACUCUACUGGAGAGCAUGUGCAAAGCAUCAUGGGAGCAGCUGAAGGUACUAGAGAAGGCUGAGGAAAAGGGGAAAGGAUGGAAAGGGGAUAGGAAAAAAGGAAAAGGCGAUGAGGCCUUGGCCCCUGAGAGUUCAAUUCGUCUCAAACUGCCAAAGAUUCUGAAAGAGUGCGAGGAGAGGCUGAAGGUCCUGAGAGCUGUCCAUCGUCGAGUUGUCAACAGGUUCCACUCUUUCCUACUGUUCCUGGGUUACUCUCGCUCCAUGGUGAGAGAAACAAAAGCAGAGGACUUCUGCAGAACCAUCAGCAACUUCUCGCUGGAGUACAGGACCAUGCGGCAGGCCAUCCUCCUGCAGAGAGAGCGUGAACAACAAAAAGGUGGAGCAGAAAGCACAGGUCUGAACACACCCGUGGGUAGGAGGAAAUGUCAGCAAACUCCAUCUCAGGAAAGCGAUGAGCAGUGUAGGUUGGAGGAGGUGCUAAAAACCCCUGAGUCCAUCUCAAGACUGGAUGUCACUUUGCCUCGAAACCGAAGGAGGAUGACUGACGUCCAAGGUUCAUUUUCACGGAAACUAAAGUGGUGACCCUACUGAUUUACUUUUCAGUACCUGGCAAAUGCUAUUUAUGCUAAUUAUUGCAUCGCUAUAACACGUUUAACCCUAGAAGCAGCAAUCAAAAAGCCAUUCAUGAGUGACAGUUUGAAAUAAAUGUGCUUUAAAGCAAAUGCUUUGUCUGUGCUUUUGUUGAAAGUCAAUAAAAUGAUGAAUACAU
Melanotaenia boesemani (Boeseman's rainbowfish) is the source of this 2517-nucleotide messenger RNA. Its product is annotated as FH1/FH2 domain-containing protein 1. Gene Ontology annotation, cellular component: cytoplasm; cytoskeleton. Lineage: Eukaryota; Metazoa; Chordata; Actinopteri; Atheriniformes; Melanotaeniidae. The transcript has 9 exons. Gene Ontology annotation, molecular function: actin filament binding. Gene Ontology annotation, biological process: cortical actin cytoskeleton organization; actin filament network formation. The coding region runs from base 678 to 2330 and encodes 550 amino acids. The record is from RefSeq and is a predicted model, not a curated record.